This is a messenger RNA of Achroia grisella, 2010 nucleotides long. RefSeq names its product ran-binding protein 3 (gene RanBP3). Gene Ontology annotation, cellular component: cytoplasm; nuclear pore. The transcript has 7 exons. Bases 207 to 1640 code for a protein of 477 amino acids. Gene Ontology annotation, molecular function: GTPase activator activity. Lineage: Eukaryota; Metazoa; Arthropoda; Insecta; Lepidoptera; Pyralidae. Gene Ontology annotation, biological process: protein export from nucleus. The record is from RefSeq and is a predicted model, not a curated record.
UCUAUUACUUAAUGUAGUGACACAGCAAAAAUUACACGCGUACACAAGAGAUUAAUAAGAAAACAAAUACAAGCCAAACAGCACCUUGAAUAUUGGAGAACGUUACGUCUGUAUAUAGCGCAACGAUGCCAAGCGCAGCACAGAGUACAUUAUUUGCAGAGGCAUGUAGUUAGAAGAAAACUGGCAACAUUGUGAAAAAAUCCACAAUGGCAGACGCAAAGCAAGGGAAACCUUCUUCAGAGGAUUUUUACAAUGGCUCAUCAGUGGGCCAGUCUAGAGUGGUAUUAGCAAAGCCUCGACUCGGGGGCUUUGGAUCUUCUGGUUUUGCUUCAAGUUCAAGUAAAACCUGUAAUCCGUUUGGAUCUGUACUUCGCCCACCACAACUCAAGACCAGUGGUAACCCAUUUUUGAAAGUAAAUGACACAUCAAAUGAAUCUGAGGUGAAUAAAGAUACUGAAUCUGCUACCAAUGCUGAUGAGAAAUUGAAUGAGACUAAAAAGGAUGUGGAUGCUCCUAUGUUUGUGCCUCUGGCGUCAGGAAAUGUGACAUCUAGAACAGCCAGCACAGUUCCAGCACCGACACAACCAGCUAGUUCUUCAUCAGGCUUUGUUUUUGGACAGAAUUUAAGUGAAAGAGUAGUUAUAAAUGAGAGCCUAAAUAAUGGUGAAGCUUCUACAGCAGAUCAUGGCACAACUAAUGGAACUACAGAAUUAUUGUUUACAAGUGCAGCUGCGUCUGUGAAGGAAAAUGCUCAGGAGGAGGCAGGGCCAAGCGAAGGGGCAGGAUCAGGGCCGGGUCUGGCGGCUGCGGCGGCAGAGUAUGAAAGGUCGCAUGCGCCGCCACCACCACCUACCACUAAUUACACAACUACUGGUGAAGAGGGUGAGAUAAAUGUAUUGCAGAUUUCAUGUCGUCUGUUCGCAUGGGAGAGCGGCAGUUGGCGAGAGCGCGGACGCGGCGUGUUGCGGCUUAAUGACCCGGCGGGCGGGGUCAGCUCAGGCCUGGGGCCAUCGUCGGCCUCGGGCCUGGGGCCAGCCUCGGGCGCGAGCCUGGGGCCGGCGGCGGGCGCGGGCGCGGGCGCCGCGCGGCUCGUGGUCCGUGUCGCGGGCUCAUUACGAGUGGUGCUCAACACCAAAUUGUGGCCUGAUAUGGUGGUGGAGCGUGCCGGCACCAAAUCCUUAAGGAUCACUGCCGCUGAUGCUCAACAACAAGUUAAACUCUUCCUAAUAAUGGGAGCUCCAGUAGACAUAGCACAGCUACAUAGAGCCCUUACUUCUAGAAUAGCAGUUAGCAAAAGAACAAUUAAUUGCUCACAAAACACAACUUCUCAAAAGGCGGCAGAGAGGCUGGAGGCUGCUACCGAUGACAUUGAGUAUCUGGAUAAAGGCAAUGAUGAUGUUUAUUCAAAUGAUGAAUCCAAUUAUGAUGACAAGCCAAGUGGUUCUAUAGAUACCGCAAUGGGAAGUAAAUCUUCAGAUUGUGAGAGGCUGGAGGCAGAACCUGUAGAAAAGACUGACAAGCAUAAUUCGAAUUUAGACAGAACAAAUGAAGAGAGUGAUGGAAAAUCACUAAAGAGAAAGGAACCGGCCGAUGAUGAGACAUCACAUAAAAGACAAUGUCCUGAAAUAGUUAUUGAGUGAUAAUGCUAUUGAAUGUUGUGUGUAAAAAGUAGGUGUAAAUGUGGACAUUGUUCAUUUCUUGGCGUUACACUGUUUCAGGUCUCUUCUAAAUCUUAUGUAAAUGUACUAAACAAAUGUGUAGAAUAUUUAUAAUUAAAUCUUAGGCAUAUUGUAACAUUGUUAAUACAUUGUGUGGCAAUGCCAUUCGAUCAUGAUAACUAUGCUGGCAGUUGAUGUAUUAUGUAGUACAAAAUGUCACCACUUUAUGAAAUAUUUUGGGACACUACAAUCUGAUUUCACAUUCCAAUCAUUGCAAGUGAAUGCAUUGCUGAAUACCAAAUACAAAACAUUACUUAUGUGGAUUUUUUCUGAUAGAUUAUAAUUAAUAUCA